AUGGUGGUGUACAACACGACGCACAACUCGCGCUACCGCCUCCUGCAGCGCAUUGGCAUGGGUGCCUUCUCCUCUGUCUAUCUGGUGCAGCACAAGACGACGGGCAAGCAGUACGCGCUCAAGUACAUCCUGUGCAAGGGCGACCGCGAGCGACUGGCGGCGCUGCGCGAGUGCGAGGUGAUCUACAGCCUGCAAGGGCACCCGCAGGUGAUCCGUAUUGUGGACAUGUUUAUGAGCUACCAGUUCCAACGUGCAUCGCCGUCGCCCGCCGUCGCCGGCUCUCCUACCGCAGUCACGACGAACUCGGCAUGUAAAGAGCAGGCGUCUGGCCAGCAGGGCUUACGGUCGUUUCCUGACGUCCCAUCAAGCGCGCCGGCAGCAACCGCCGCCGCCCUCGCACCCUCCGCGAUCGCCAAGCCGGCGCUGGCGCCGGCCUCUGCCGCGCCGGCGACCACGAACACCGUGUCGGUCGCGGGGCGGUUUAAGGGACUCGACGACGCCGCGAUGACGAAGACGGCGAUGGACAGCUCGACCGAGUCCCGCGCAGCAGCGCACGGCGAGGAUGACAAUGGUCAUGUAGAUGACAGCUGCGUGGACAGUCACAGGUAUAGCGAGGGGCGCCGGCGCGGCAGCUGUCCGCGCGUGCGCCCCUCCUUCGAAAGAGUAGCCUGUGCUGCUUACAUGGCCAACGCCGACCAUGUCAGCGACGUGGAAAAUGAAGAGAGUGCCUACAGCGAGCACCAGCAGCCACAGCAACAAGGCAAGCAGUCCAUGCGCGCGCCCUCCGGGUGCUGCCCACGUCCGCUUCCGUACAGCGUGCAGCACACGAGUCAAAGUAGCAGCUGCGUACCGGCGCAGCUGGGUGCGGCCGCCGGUGGAGGUGCGCAGGGGUGCGGGCACGUACCCUUGCAGUCUGCUCAUCAUGCAUCGACUACAGCGCUCGCCACGGCGUCGGCGGCUCGUGCUGCCGCCACCGGUGCAUUGUCUCCACCUCGUAACAAGGCGCACGCCGACCAGCCCCACUUGUGCUGUCACGCGACCGACGUGCCAGAUGCGGUCGUACAUGACGAGAGCGACGCUACGCUGAGUCGAAGCAGCGAAGCCGGUCAGGAGCCUGGCACCCUUGAGGACUACGAUAGCGGCGAUGGUGUUCACAGCGGGAGUGACAGCAGGAGAAUAGCGGAACACGGGCAGAGCGCAACAGUAGAAAGGGCCAAGCCAGCCGUGCCGUCGCGCAGGGCGUUGUCGGAGGACCGCGGCUCGGACGGGGCGGACGACGGCCAUGCUGAUAUCGAUGCAGGCAGAGAGGAGCGGUGGACAGAACUGCGCGGUGGUGCCGACGCCGAUGUAAAGCGCAGCCGCAAAGGCAGCGAUGCGCGCUCCGGUGCGACCAGCUCCAGCGGUGCGGACGAAGAGCCCGUCCAGCCGAUCCACCGCGUUUUCGUGCCGCCGCCGUACAUGCACCCACCGUUCAAGGGAAUGGCUGCUGCGCCGAGAAGCUGCAGCAUCUGCAGCAACAACAUCGUGAGCUACACAGGCACCGGCAAUGGUGUCGCCUCGGUGUUGCAGCCGCAGAACCGGAGCUAUGCGACAGGUGGGGGAAGCCCCACCGCGCACCACCUGUACUCCGUCUUUCCGACCGCCGCAGCCAGCGGAGCACUGGCAGUCGUGGCACCAGCGACGGCGAACUGCAGCGCUGCGCCCGCUCCGGUGCGGCGCAUCCCUGAAAGACCGGACGUCGCGUCGCUGCCAGCAACCGCAUCUCCCCCACCCUUCGCCGCAGCUUCCGCCUCGCUCACGUCCUCGUCUCCGUCGGCGGCCGAGAGCCUGCGUCACGCAGCCGGUAGCCUUGUCACCACGUCCACCCUUCUUCCGCAUCACCAGCAGCAGCAGCAACCGCAACCCACACCGUCGUCUGUGACCUCGUACGCCCCUGCUCGUGCUGCCGUCUCAUCUGCAGACGUCAAGAGCGCUGCGACCGGUGCGCCUGCGGUGCAAGUCCCGAUCCGGUACAAGGACUUUGUGCUGUCGCCCACCACCGUCACCGCACAUGCCGCCGCACCGUGGACACCGGUGCCAGCGACGCAGGCAAGCGCCCUUGUACAUGGGCAGGUGCACCGGAAGUCGGCCGACCACGGUGGGAGUCCCGCUCCGCCGCCAUGCGCCGCCGCCGCGAGGGCAGGCUCAGGAGCUGCGGGAGCUGGUGCCAUUGGGCUGGCAGUGGAUCGCCCAACUGGUGAAAGCGUGAACCCCUACCUAGAGCGUGCCCGCGGCCGCCAACCGGUGCCGCCGCCGCGCACGUCGUACGCACCAGGUGGCGGGGUGCGCUACAACAGCCUCGCUGUGGCGUAUGCCGCGGCUCCGACAACGUUGCAGGCCGCGACGAAGGGGUUGCCCGCUCAGUCUAGCAGCCCCUCCUCUUCACUGACGCUGAGCGCAAGUGGCACUGGCGUCAGUGCCUUCGACGACCGUAAGGCGGGUGCAGGACAAGGAUGGCACUUCGAGGUAACGGGCGCGGUCAGCAGCUCACAGGACUCAGACGCAUCGAUGCCCGCGCCCCAGGCCGCACGCCUCACCGCUUCACGGUCUCUGCCGAGUACUGCCCCGGCGGUGGCGACGGUGGUGCGCAACACGUACGCGCCGCUUCGGUACGGCAACGUGGUGCAGUCCAAUGCAGCGUCACCGGCCACGUCUAGCAUGGCAAGCUCCUCUCUCGUGCCGCCACCGUCACCUUCACUGCAGAAGCAGCUGCCGCAACCACCUUCAGCGGCUUGCCCUGCUGCUGCAACGGCGGCGGACAGUGACCGUCUCAGCGUGUUUGGCGUCCUUCGGACGGCACGUGCGGGUCAGCAGGGAGAGCGUGAGGACUGGGAUGAGAGCAAGCCUGGCGUGAGCGCGUCGUGGCCCGCAAAAGACGCUGGGUUGGUGUCAACGCAAGCACCACCGCUGCUUCCGCUACCCGGUCUGGCGAGGCAGGCCAGUGGCGCGUACUUCCUUCGGUCGGUUGGUCGCGUGAACGGCGCUGGCGCCGUGCCGCGCACGGCAGCGCCCCGCGCUCUGUACGAGGAGGGGCGACCGCCCGCGGCGGCCGCGGCUCAGGAUGACGCCCCAUCCUCUACAAAGCCUCUGUACACGAACCUCGGUGUUCUUCUCGCCGACCCCAGCAUGCCAGCCGACCCCGCGACCGUCACGACAAUGCACCUGCUCCGCACUGGCGUGCAACCACCAUCGCCGCGGCACCCCCGAUCGAACUCCUACGCCGGCGGUGAUGCCGACAGGAAGCAGCAGCGCGGCUAUGGCAACGUCGGAUCAACUGGCGCGGCACCCUCUCCAGUGCGGUACGCCAACGCUGGGAACCCAAACCUGUGGAGCACGUACAACGCGGGUGCGUCCCCGGCGAGCGCAGCGUCUGCUGCUGCCGUCUCCGUGCUGACGGGCCUGUCGUCCAGGAUCGGUGCGAAGACCCCCACAGCCGCCGGCGCCGGGGAGAGUGACACGAACGACGGCAAGAGCAGCAAGACGACACGUACGAACAGCAGCAGCAGUCCCCUGCAAGAUGCCUACGACACCGGCUAUCUGUGCCUCGUAAUGGAGCACCACCCUAUGGGCGACCUCUGCCGGUACGCGCUGCGCGCCCAGCAUGAACUGGAGACGCGGCGCCACCGCCAGCAGCAGUCCGAGUCGCAGGCACUGGCACGCAGCAGUUUGAUGGGCAUGGGCAUCUUGCAGCCUAUCACGUCGCAAAACAGGACGUGUGCGUCCGAGCGAAGCUCUGCUCAGCAGCCGCAAGCCCCCGCGAAGAACGCGACCGAGGGCGACGGCGGUGGCGCCGGGGCAGAGGCAGGGGAGCCGACCUCACUGCUUUCUCUUCGCCCAUUAUCGCUCACGCAUGGCUGGGCAGCGGGGUCAGCAGCGGCGGCCUCGUCUCUGCUAGCGGCCGCCGCAGAUGCCACCUGGACGGUGAAGAUGCCUAUGAGUCGAACGGACCUCCACCCGGCGCUCUCGGCCGGAGUCGGCGGUCGUGGUAACACCUCUGGAAGCCAUACCGCCGGCGUCACCGACGGUGACGAGCGCGCCAGCAACUUCGACGCCCGGCGAGCAGUCUCUGUUGCGGUCGAUCCCACAAGUGACAAACCCCUCACCGAGGCGCAGCUGCUGUCCAUCGCGUAUCAGCUGGCCUCGGUGCUCGAUCACAUGCAUCAGCAGAACCCGCCCAUCGUUCACCGUGACUUGAAGCCCGAGAACAUUCUCAUCAAAGGUGCGCUCGCCGACUACCUCGACCUGCCUCUCUCCGCCUUUUUGGCGAGCACCAGCAGCACCGUGCGCUGCGGUGGCAAGGACGAUGCCUUGGACACGUCCUCUGUGCCUUCGAUGACGCCGCCCUUCACAACCCCGGCGGCAGUCAUCGAUGCCGCCGCCAGCUCGUUGGCGCCGCUGCCGCCGAUCCGAAUCACGCGCGCGGUGGUGCCCAUUGUUCUCACCGAUUUUGGUCUUGCAAUCCUACAAGACACCCACGGCCGCCCGCACGGCAGCCGCGGCGGUGGCACCCGCCCGUACAUCGCACCAGAGAGCUGGAAGGGCGGCACGUGCACGGCUAGUGACGUGUGGAGCCUCGGCUGUGUGCUGUAUGCACUCGCCACGUGCCGUCUCGUUGCCGGGGACGUUCGCAUCAUGUCGCAGGAGGCGAAGCGGGACGGGUUUGCCUCGCGCAUGCUGAAAGACAUUAUCGCCCACAAGUACUCCCUGGCCUUUGCGAGUUUCGUCGUGUCGCUGCUUGUCGUCGAUCCGGCGAAGCGGCCGACGGCGGCGCAGGCGGCGCGGUGCUUCUGCGUCGCAGACGGCGACAUCUGUUUUGACCUCAGCAGCCCAUUCUUCAGCAACGUGCUCGAUCUCUAG
This is a messenger RNA of Leishmania major strain Friedlin, 4896 nucleotides long. RefSeq names its product putative protein kinase. Gene Ontology annotation, molecular function: ATP binding; protein kinase activity. The coding region runs from base 1 to 4896 and encodes 1631 amino acids. The transcript has a single exon. Gene Ontology annotation, biological process: protein phosphorylation. The record is from RefSeq and is a predicted model, not a curated record. Lineage: Eukaryota; Euglenozoa; Kinetoplastea; Trypanosomatida; Trypanosomatidae.